ACGAAAACAACAUAUGGUUCUCCUAAAAUUAGUCUUGUACAUCUGAGUGGAACAAGUUGCUUACAACGAUGGGCAUCGAGGCAAACAAUGAGAAAAAUCUUGAUCAGCCAAGUCUGAUUUCUGAAGACUUCACUUUGCCUAGUUAUAACUUCAGUGAUGCAUGCUUCUCAAUCGAUAUUACAAAGUCUAUACGGAUAGACGACAACACAAUCGAGGCUAGCAGAGAGGUUUUGAAUCAUCAGGUUCAGAUCCCAGGGUCUAAGGAAACAUCAACAGUUGCUAAAAGGGAGAGUUGUGAUUUUGGUAAAAGGGAAUUCAAGAGAGAGCUGAGCCUGGCGCCCUGGACCGGCAUCCCUUCCCCUGUCUGGGAGGAAUUAGGCCAAGGCAACAAGAAUAGGAACUUGACUGCAACUAAUGACGGGAUGCCACUGAAAAAUCGGACUACAAAAGCAGAAAAUGUGAAUCUGAGACGUCCAUUUUGGUCGAAAAUUCUCGUGUGCUUCUGAUGGGAAACCACCUGAAUCUGGGAAGAGAAGAAGCUGAGAUUGAAUCAAGGGAUUGAAUCAAGGAGGGAAUCCUUACUUUGUAAUAUACAGUCUAUGUACUUUGUUCAAUUUGAUUACGUUAAUAUAAGUUAUCAGUAUACAAAUUCAUAUC
Messenger RNA from Sesamum indicum (sesame), 657 nucleotides. RefSeq lists its product as uncharacterized. The record is from RefSeq and is a predicted model, not a curated record. Lineage: Eukaryota; Viridiplantae; Streptophyta; Magnoliopsida; Lamiales; Pedaliaceae.